Frieseomelitta varia is the source of this 6014-nucleotide messenger RNA. Its product is annotated as midnolin-like. Gene Ontology annotation, molecular function: protein binding. Bases 938 to 3244 code for a protein of 768 amino acids. Gene Ontology annotation, cellular component: nucleus. The record is from RefSeq and is a predicted model, not a curated record. Lineage: Eukaryota; Metazoa; Arthropoda; Insecta; Hymenoptera; Apidae. The transcript is spliced from 5 exons.
AAUUGAGCUAUUAGUAGUUUAAUUAUGACGACUUUUGAAUCAAUGAGAGAAUAAACUUGCAUCCAAACGAAUUGAAAACGAUCUUUUCCCCAUUUAAAUUUCGCGCUCGCGUAAAUGGAUGUCGCUGCGUCCGUCGAACGAGGCACCGCCAUGUUGAUUGGUCGGAAAAGCUAGGCCGGAUCUGGGAAGCUAGCAAAAGGUCCGGGCUUUCGACUAUCCAGUUGCUAGCGGCUGGUCAGUGGGUUUGUACGCUUGGAACUUUUCGUUGAUGAUUGUGUAUAUACGUGCGCGUGUGUGUUUGUGCGUGUGCAAGGAGAGUGUGACCAGAGAACAAAGGCGAAGCAGCACCAAGCACCUUUGUACCUAUCCGGACAAAAGCGGACUGGAAUCAAAGAACGUCACACGUACGCAAAGGUAUCCAAUGUGACCAGUGCCAAAGUGCUAAAAACGACUCGCGAAGGAAACCGAUAUUUUUCGAUACUUAGCAUCCACGCAUGGAAUCUCUUUAUAACUACAAGUGAGUCCUACGUACGACAUAUAUUUCAAGGAUCUCGUACGUUUUCUUUUUUUCUCUCUUCUUAGAUUGGUCUCCACCUCUGUUCGUCUCUCCCCCUCUUCCUUCCCCUCCUGAGGUCUCUCCCCGUGUUGGUCGGUGUUUCGCCGCGACGUUCCUCGUGGCGUGCGCGUUCCCGAAGACACCGUGGCCGGACCUUCGGCGACACUGCGGUCGUGCGACGCGGACAAGCGUGUCUCGGACAGCUAGGACGCCGGGAGACACAGGUGCAGGUGCGGGUGCGUGGACUGUAUACACACAGCUACUACAUAGCGGUAGUGUAGUAGUAGCAGUCGGGACGCGAGGACGUGGGCUGGAACGGCAUAGGUGUGCGCAAGUUUUGACGAUACGGUCGCCGCCAGUGUCAUUAGUUACCGUGGCAGAAUGGACGGUAGCACGGGCUCGCCGUCGGACGUGACGGCGAUGGGCAACAGCGAGAACGACGAAAGAUCGAAGGUGCAACGAGAUACAGACGACAUCGUCGGUGGUGGUUCAUCAUCAGGGACGGCCAACACCACCACCACCUCCGCGUAUUCCACGGCGACGCAGAGUGACCAGCCAUCGGAAUAUUGCGGUCAAGGCUCAAUAAGGGCUAGCUCCGCUUCACCGCUCCCUACGAGCUCCUCCUCGCCGUCUUCGUCAUCGUCGUUAUUGUCGCCGUCGUCCUCCUCCUCCAUCUCCUCCUCCUCUUCCUCUUCCUCCUCCUCCUCCACGCCGCCACCGCCACCGCAGCCGGGGUGUGGCUGCGUCGCUGCCACCGUCCUCGAGCCCGACGAAAUUACCAUCAGCAUCACGCCGACCACUGGUGGACAGUUUGACCUCACGGUCGAUCGGACGGAUACUGUCGAAAAUCUCAAGAAGAUCAUCUCGAAAAGGCUGAAGGUCGCCAAGGAACGUAUUUGUUUACUACAUCGUGAAAGGCAACUGCGCGAGGGCACGCUCGAGGAAAAUCGUUUGCAAGAUGGCAGUAGGCUUACGUUGCUGCCGAGCGUGGAAACCGGCCUAUUGGCACAACGACCGGAGCAGAGCGUGAUGCAGGCGCUGGAGAGCUUGAACGAUUCUCAGGUGAAUGAUUUUCUAUCCGGCAAGGCUCCCCUGAAUCUCACCAUGCGACUAGGGGAUCACAUGAUGCUGAUACAACUGCAGUUGUCCACUGUGACACCAGCCUCGCCGACGGCCAAUCAAACGGCCAACAAUACCACAGGGGGGCUGACUAUUGGUGGGAAUAGCUCGAACGGAUCUAAUUUACCCACCAGCCAUGUUUCGACUUCGUUGCAAAGUAGACGGUCCACCGUGCUGGCUGCACGCUCGGCCAGUAGCAGCGCCUCCGCGAAAUUACAAAAUGGAGCGGCUGCGAGGACAUCCUCUUUGAUAAGUAGCCUGGCCUCGGCAUUGCACGCAGCGGCCAGCUGCAGCACCAGCCUCUCAACAGCGACAACGACCACCAGUCCACCAGUAUGUUCAAGCCGUGCCGCAACUGCCUCCUCCUCUGUCUCCUCCUCGCCCUCCUACUCGCCGAUUAGCCCGACACAUUCGUCCUUCUGCGCCAGCCAAACGUCGUCAUCCGCCCGUACUGGCAGCAGCAGCCACGGCUCAGUGUCACCCAACGGGAACUCCAACGCCUGUCAGUCUUGCCUUCUCUACCAUCAUCACCACCACCAUCACCACAGUCACCACCACCAUCAUCAUCACCACCAUCACCACCAUCAUCACUCAAGAAACAAAUCUACUAAUUCGUCCAAUAGUUCCCAAUCUUCAUCCUUUUCAUCCUCUGUGGACCACUUGCAACAACAAUCUACCUCUACCGGGCACGGAUGCACGGAGUCGUUGCCCUACGACGUAACCCCGCCGAGAAAAAAGCUCUGCACCGCUCAUCACCACGGCCAACAGCCGGCCAAUGGUGCAGACUCCACCAGGAGUAACAGCAUAGAUGGCGACAGUAGCCCUCAAAGUCCUACCUCCACGCUGGCCGAGCAGAACUCCAAGGCCGCGACCUUGGACACCAGGGCGUUGGCUGAAGCUUCUCGUAACUUGACGCAGAAACUUAAGCAACUCUCCUCUGAGGUACUCACCUCUCGGGUCGACCUCGCAGAGGAAAACGCAAGACGCAGACAAGGUGCAAUAAUAGAGAGUAUGCAUCACCAUGGGAAGGGUGUGUACUCCGGUACAUUCAGCGGGACCUUGAAUCCAGCUCUACAAGACAGACACGGUCGCCCUAAACGAGAUAUAAGCACCAUCAUUCACAUUCUUAAUGAUUUGCUAUGUGCCACGCCAGCUGCCACUGCUGGUCAUUACAGGCAUCAUCACAGGCACUCUAGCAAUCGUCAGCAGUCUUCAACCUCUCCGUCCUCAAGUGGAUCAACAACCACUGUGAACGGUGCCUCAACACCUGUUAUUGGUUGUCAUGAUACUUCUAAUCCUGGUUAUUCUACCGAGGAAUUGUCAAAGGAGAACGAAGCAACUAAAGGAAAGAUGAGACGUCUGCGUUUGGUGAUGGAACAACGACGCGCAAAGAGAAAAGCUAGGAGACAAGCAGGAGCUGCGCCAUAUACCACGCAGUGGGCGGCGGUGACGCCGGAUCCAGAUCCAAACCAUGAUCCGAAUACAUCUGGUACCGGCACCGCAAACGCAACGGAGCCUCAGAAUGAGCCCGACUUGCAACCCUGCAGCCCUGAACCAGUCGUAGCUUGAACCGGUCGAUUAAUCGGCAGGAAGAGUAGUAAUUGUAUAAUGCAAACUCGGUUUUUAACUAGUGCACUGAUUUAUUCAAGGAUAAGUGGGCAAAACUAUCGCUUCUCACUGUAUAUUCCCUUCCUCGAGUCGCCAGGAAGAGUCUUUCGUUUCGACAUGCGUAUCGUAACUAGCGGAAUUUUAAUCUUCUUGUUUAUACUAGAGAAAGAAAGAGAGAAAGGAAUUGGGAAAAAUAAAAUAUCUCCGAGUUAUUUUAAAUACGUUCACAAAACGGCGGAUUGAAAGUAGCGCUGUUUCAUCACAUCUUCGCGCUGAAAUGUUGCAACGAAAACGGAGGAGAGACUUGUUGGGAAGUUGUAUAUGCUGUAGCUGUGCACGUGUGCGACAUUCUACACACAUGAUCUUCAGUAUUGCCUAUGAUACUUCAGUCCAAAUAUACUGUCGGAACUUUAGAAAAAGAGUCCUGCAAAAUGCGAAACUUGAACGAAGCGGAGAAACUUAGCAAUAUUGUAUAACGGAACGGCGUGCAAUGUUAGGCAUGAUAUAGAAAUUAUUAAAUAGAAGUUUCACAGGAAACGCGUGUACAUCUUUGCUGGGAGAACUAUGCUAUAUUUAAUAGAGAAGAAAGAUUCUAACGUAAAAUGUAAACUGAUCGCAUUCAAGAAUUGGCUGCAGUGGUAGUAUCCGGGCUGCGGAAAUUUUCUUCUUAUUUGCAUUUUCAGGGGUAUUUUAGGUCGCUGGAAACGAAAAUGAAGGGUUUUGAAAAUUUAAUCUGAUAAACUGGGAAGAGGAGGUAAUCUUGGAUCGCUAAACACAGAAAUGAUGGUCAUUUAUGACACAAAUAAAUGUUUUUGAAAAACGAGCAGCUUCUUUUAAAGAAAAGUAUGGAUAGACCGAUUUUUUAAAAUUCAUGCCAAAAAUGAUCUUUAUUUUUGUCCUUAGCAAGCUAAAAUAACUACGAGAACAAAUAUUGAAAUGAAACUUUUACGGACUACUAUUAAGUUCAUUUCCAGGAAAAAUGACCAUUAUUUUCGUUUCUAGCAACCCAAAAUAUUUGCAAAAGCACAAAUUUGGGAAAAAAAGAUUUUUGCAGCCUAGAUAUUAUAGUACAUCCAAGAACUGUGUUUUGGCUAUUACUCAGGACUUGAUCAUAGCUGACAAUAAUUACACUCAAUGAAUGAAUCAGUGUAACCAGCACAUACAGAACAGAGAAGAAAAAAAACGACGGACGAAUAAAACUACGUAAUCCCUUAUAUUGAAGAAGAGGAAAAAAAAAAGAUGAAUAAUACGCUAGAAAAAUUUUGUCGAUAGAUCUAGAGGAGUAAAGGGAAAAAAAAAAGAGAUCAUCACUUUGAUCAUUAAUUAAUUCCUGUUGCUAUCGCCCGUAUACUCAAAUUUAGUAGACACGAGUAGAUACUUUUGAAUUCACAUUUAUUCCCGAAUAGCAGGGAAAGACUGUUACAAAAAAAAAAAAAGAGAAAGCGACGUUUAGUCACGAGAACUUUGGAACUUGGUGCAAGGAGAACGAAAAAUUCAUUUUCUUUUCUUUUUCCCGACAGGACAUUCACGCCUGUCGACGAGCUGAUUGAAAUUGUAUCAGAAUGCAAAACCUCUAUGCAAGAAGUGCACUUUGUACGAUAUAGUCACCCGGUAUAUUCGUAUAAACGUUUUCCCUGUCGACGAAUAGCGAGACGAAGUUGAUUCAACACGCGAUGAAAAAAUUGUCUUUCUUUGAUUUAUCUGUAGAAAAGUUAUCUUUGGACAGUGACAUCGCUUAACGUAUCGAUAAAAUUUAACACAUGACAUAUGAUCAAUCAGUUCACGCAUCGAUAAUCCUCAUAUCAGUUCUGACGGAUGUAACCACCAGAAAAAAAAAAAAGAUGAGAACAGACUAGAUUUUUAACUUGGAAAUAUUGAUUCGUAAGCUUGAUUGUAGUAUCAUCGCUUUCGAGACGAGUAAAAAAAAAAAAAGAGUGCAGAAAAGGAAAAGAGAGGAACAGGAAGCAUGUGGAUAUAAAAAUGGUCCUAUAGUUAGAAUUACAUAAUAUCGCAUGGCUCCGAUGCCAGAAUUCAUUUAAGUUUCACUAGGUACUAAAUAAUAUAACAUUAUCUGAUAAAGAAUAGCAUAUUGUGUUUAAGUUACUUAGGUGAAGAAAAAAAUAUUAUUACUAUUAUUAUAUAUUAUUAUCAUUACUAUCGCUACAGUUUUACGAAACUGGCUCAAUAUUGUAACAUAUGAUUAUCGAAUUUUAUCGAGUACCAAAAUAAAUAAGAUUGCUUGCUAAGCUAAGAAAAAAAAAAAAAAAAAUGAAUGGAGUCUAUCUUCAAGUCUUGUUUGAAUGACAUCAUCUGUUGAGUGUUUGUUAUUAUUGUUAUCGCUGUUUAUUGCUUAUGUAAAGAGGAAAACUGUCCCCGAUGCUGUUUUGUUCUACGUUUUAUUAUAUUGAUUAUUAUUAAUUUUUAAGUUAACACGAUGUGUUCUUUUUUUUUUUGUCUUGAAAUUAUACGAUUCGUUUUCAUUUGUAAGGAUUAUAUAAAUAUAAAUAUGAUUUAAGAUAAACUUCGGAAAAAGAAAAAAGUAUAAAAAUGAUUGAAAUUAUAUCCAUUUCCAAAUCGUUUAUUUAAAUUAUGUUUUGAAUCUUGAAAGGGUAGAAAUUUAUUAUUGACGCUUAAAAAACUACAUUAUCAUAGUUUAUACAAUAUAACGAAUUGUAGUUACACCCAACAGACUUCGUGACAAUACAACCGUUAUUAUAUAUAUAUAUAUAUA